Molecule: messenger RNA, 2268 nt
Organism: Aspergillus ochraceoroseus IBT 24754
Lineage: Eukaryota; Fungi; Ascomycota; Eurotiomycetes; Eurotiales; Aspergillaceae
Exons: 4
Coding region: 1-2268 (755 amino acids)
Biological process (GO): Mo-molybdopterin cofactor biosynthetic process; oligosaccharide catabolic process
Cellular component (GO): cytosol
Molecular function (GO): alpha-amylase activity; molybdopterin synthase activity
Source: RefSeq, a predicted model, not a curated record
AUGAGCCCCUCAGCCGCCCUCGUUCAACCCCCAAGUGAGAUUCAUCGCGCAUGGUGGAAAGAAUGCUCCGUCUAUCAGAUUUGGCCUGCCUCAUUCAAAGACUCCAAUGAUGACGGCGUCGGUGACAUUCCCGGCAUCGUCUCGAAACUAGACUAUAUUCGCGACAUGGGAAUCGACAUUGUUUGGCUAUGUCCGUCGUACAAAUCCCCCCAGGUUGAUAUGGGGUACGACAUUGCCGAUUACUAUAGCAUCGCAGACCAGUAUGGCACGGUCGCAGAUGUGGAGAAUCUAAUCAAGGGAUGCCACGACCGAGGCAUGAAGCUGCUGAUGGAUUUAGUGGUGAACCAUACGAGUGAUCAGCACGAAUGGUUUAAGAAAUCGCGAAGCUCCCGGGAUAAUGAGUUCCGUGAUUGGUACAUCUGGAGGCCUCCUCGCAUUGAUGAGAAUGGGAACAGACACCCCCCGAACAACUGGGUUUCGCAUUUCCAGGGCAGCGCGUGGCAUUAUGACGAACUAACCGGCGAAUACUACCUACACUUGUAUGCCGUCGAACAACCUGAUCUGAACUGGGAGAACCCGGCUGUGCGCAAAGCCGUUCACGAUAUCGUGCGCUUCUGGUUAAAUAAAGGGGCGGAUGGAUUCCGCAUGGACGUUAUCAACUUCAUCAGCAAGGACCAGGCCUUCCCUGAUGCUCCAGUUAACGACAAAGACACUAUGUGGCAAUGGGGCGAUAAAUAUUACGCCAAUGGACCCCGGCUGCACGAGUACCUCCAGGAGAUUGGAAGGAUCUUGAAUGAGUACGGUGCCUUUAGUGUAGGCGAGAUGCCGUUCGUUAAAGAUACAAAUGAGGUGCUUAAAGCUGUGCGCUACGAUCGGAACGAGAUCAACAUGAUCUUCAGUUUCGAACAUGUGGAUCUUGACCACGGUCCCUGGGGCGACAAGUUCAAGCCGGGCAGCUUCAAACUUACCGACGUCAAGGCGUUUUUCGAGCGCUGGCAGGUUUUCAUGUACGAGAAUAGUGGCUGGAACGCGCUGUACUGGGAGAACCACGACCAACCGCGAUCAAUUGACCGGUUCGUCAAUCCGCCUGUAGCUCUCCGACAGACAUCCGGAAAGAUGCUCGCUACGGUUCUGGCCUUGCAGGCGGGGACUCCUUUUCUUUACCAAGGCCAGGAGAUUGGAAUGGGCAAUGUGCCUCGCGAGUGGGGAAUGGAAGAGUACAAGGAUAUUGACUGUCUCAAUCACUGGGAGAGACUCCUCAAAGCCAAACCCUUUGACACAGAGGCACAGCAAAUCGCCCGGCAAGAAUACCAGAAAAAGUCGCGCGACAACGCCCGCACGCCCGUUCAGUGGUCCGCGGAGCCAAAUGGCGGCUUUACCAGCGCUGCCGUGAAGCCGUGGAUGUCCGUCAACCCCGAAUACCUACAAGUGAACGCAGCCGCUCAGGUGCAAGAUCCCCACUCGCUGUACAACUUCUGGGCGUCCGUGCUGAAACUCCGCAAAACCUAUGUCGACAUCUUUGUGUACGGGAACUACGAGGCUGUGGAUCGCGACAGCCAGGAGCUUUUCGCGUUUACCCGCACCUACAAUAGCUCGAAGGCAUUGGUGGUGGCUAACUGGACAGCCGGGCAGCUUUCCUGGGAUGCAGCCGCCCAUAAGGUUGAAGCCAAGGAGGUGCUCCUGGAUACGUACGGGCCUGCGAGCGCAGUGCAGGAGAGGUUCCGCGAACAAGAAGAAAAAAAAGAAGAAGAAAUCCCAGCACACCUAAACCCAGCCACCUACCCACGAACCCUAACGAUCCCGCGCGCCAACAUCCACAUCUCAUUAACCUACGCCCCGCUGGACGCAAGCCGCGCGCUCUCCGCGAUCUCGUCCGCCGCCGCGGGCGCAAACGUGCUCUUCCAGGGCACGACCCGAGACAGCUUCGCCGGCAGACAGGUGGCGCAACUCAGCUACACGGCGUACGCGCCGCUGGCGCUGAAGUCGCUCGAGGCCAUCGCGCGCGAGGCCGUGGCCGCGCACGGCCUGGCGGGCGUGUACAUUGCGCAUCGGCUGGGCGUGGUGCCGGUUGGGGAGGCGAGUAUUGUGAUUGGGGUGUCGGCGGGGCAUCGCGGGGCGGCGUGGAGGGCGGGCGAGGAGGUGUUGGAGGAGUGUAAGAGUAGGGUGGAGGUGUGGAAGAAGGAGGAGUUUGUGGAUGGGGCCGGGGAGUGGAGGGCGAAUAGGGAGAGGGAUGCAGAGGGGGGGUUGUUGGUCUUGACUGGUUCUUAA